Saprolegnia parasitica CBS 223.65 is the source of this 1434-nucleotide messenger RNA. RefSeq lists its product as hypothetical. The record is from RefSeq and is a predicted model, not a curated record. Gene Ontology annotation, biological process: intraciliary transport; cilium assembly. NCBI's taxonomy places the organism in Eukaryota, Oomycota, Saprolegniomycetes, Saprolegniales, Saprolegniaceae. Gene Ontology annotation, cellular component: centriole; intraciliary transport particle B; cilium. Bases 1 to 1434 code for a protein of 477 amino acids. The transcript has 4 exons.
AUGGACGAGUCGCUCAAGGUGGCGGCGGGCGGGACGUCGACCGUCGUCAUGUUCGACGCGAGCAAGAAGGAGGAGUUCUACCCGACGUCGGGCUACAAGAAGCUGGCGCGGAAGCUCAAGACGAGCUGCAAGGUCGAGAUCAACAAGGACGACUUGUCGCUCGACCGGCUCAAGCAGGCGCACCUGCUUGUGUUUGCAGGCGUCCGCGAACGCUUUAGCUCGUCCGAAUUCCAGGCACUGAAAGACUACCUGCGCGAAGGUGGCAGCAUUCUCUUCCUCGUGGGCGAGGGCGGCGACACGCGCCACGACACGAACCUCAACUCGUGGCUCAAGGAGUUUGGCAUCACGAUCAACGCCGACGCCGUCAUCCGCACCGUGUACCACAAAUACCACCACCCCAAGGAAGUGCUCGUGACGAGCGGUGUCGUCAACCGCGAAAUCGCGCGCAUGACCAACGUGAUUUCUGGCCGCGGCAAAGACAUCUUCGCGCGGGACCCCGCCGCCGACAAGGCGCAUGGGCUCGAGAAGGACCAGCGCGGCCUCGACUUUGUGUUCCCCCGUCGGCGCCGAUUGAGCUCCGGCUUCAUCUCGUUUCCGAUGAACCGUCCGGUCGCCGCCGUCUACUCGGCCGACGGCGUGAGCGCACCGCCGAAAAAGUGCGGCCGGCUUGCGGUCCUCGGAUCCGCGCACGUCUUCUCCGACGACUGGCUCGACAAGGAGGAGAACACCAAGCUCCAAGACAUCCUCUUCCGAUGGCUCCUCAAAGACAAAGAGAUCUUAUUCGAUGCCUUUGACGCGGGGGACCCGGACCUGAGCGACUACUUUCGGCUGCCCGAUACGCAAGCGCUCAGCGAGCGCCUCCGCUCGUGCAUGCAAGAAGGCGAAGAGCUCCCAAAGGACUUUACCAAGCUCUUUGAUAAUUCGCUGUUUAAAUUCGACACGUCCCUGAUCCCGGAGGCCGUCGCGCUCUUCAAGGAGCUCGGCGUCAAGCACGAGCCGUUGACGUUGAUCCCACCGCAGUUUGAGUGCCCGCUGCCGCCGCUCAAGCCCGCGGUCUUCCCGCCGAUUUUGCGCGAGCCGCCGCCGCCAGCGCUGGACCAGUUCGAUUUGGACGAGCACUUUGCGUCCGAGUCGUUGCGGCUCGCGCAGCUCACCAACAAGUGCUCGGACGACGACCUCGAGUACUACGUCAAGGAGUCGGCCGUCAUCCUCGGCAUCCUGCCCAAGCUCGACCCUGAGCGCUCGGACGCCAAGCACGUGCUCGACUACCUCUUCCAGAAGAUCGUCAACUUCAAGAAGCUCAACCAGGACGCGACGCUGCCGGACGAGAACCUCCACGUGCUCCAGCACACGGCGUCAUUCGCCGACGAGAAGGACCUCGACGAAGGCGACUACAAGGAGGCCAAGGACUUGGAGGAGAAAAGCCGGAAAUAA